AUUUAUCUUAUCGUUUAACAAACACGCCAGGUAAAUGAGUAAUAUUUCCCAUUACUAGUUAAUAGUUAAUGUCCAGCAGUAGUCGAUAUAAGACUUUGGCGGCUAUCAGAAUAUAAUCAAUAAAAAGAAUUACAGUAAAACUUUCCACUACAAAAUGGCAACAUAUGAAGAAGUUAAAGAUGUGCCUAAUCAUCCCGAAGUAUACUUAAUUGAUGUAAGAAAUAAAGAUGAAUUAGCUUCAACCGGUGCCUUACCCGGCAGUAUUAAUAUUCCACUGUCUGAAUUAGGCCAGGCCUUUGAAUUGUCUGAUAAUGAUUUCAAGACUCAAUUCAAUCGUGCCAAACCUUCCCAAGAUGCACCAUUGAUCUUCAGUUGCUUAAAAGGUGGCAGAGCACAGAAAGCUACUGAUAUGGCCCUAGUUCAGGGCUUCAAAAAUGUUAAACCUUAUGCUGGUUCAUGGACCGAAUGGGCCCAAAAAGAAGGCUUGUAAAUUGCUAAAUUGUUUACACAUAAUACUCGAAAACAUAUUUUAUUUAUUAAAAAAUGGAUAUUUAAAUUGAACUACCGCACUCAAUGUCAUAUGCACUGUUAUACUUCAUGAAUAAAAUGGCUUGAAAUUAUAGAAAUUAA
This is a messenger RNA of Calliphora vicina (urban bluebottle blowfly), 630 nucleotides long. Its product is annotated as rhodanese domain-containing protein CG4456. The transcript has 3 exons. Gene Ontology annotation, molecular function: thiosulfate-cyanide sulfurtransferase activity. The record is from RefSeq and is a predicted model, not a curated record. The coding region runs from base 155 to 490 and encodes 111 amino acids. Lineage: Eukaryota; Metazoa; Arthropoda; Insecta; Diptera; Calliphoridae.